Molecule: messenger RNA, 915 nt
Organism: Parascedosporium putredinis
Lineage: Eukaryota; Fungi; Ascomycota; Sordariomycetes; Microascales; Microascaceae
Source: the annotation of a GenBank genome assembly
AUGAAGACGGUGCGCAAGUUUAUCCGCCUCGUCCACGACAUGAUCACCAACAAGAAGAAGAACAUUGCCGUGCACUGCAAGGCCGGCCUCGGCCGCACCGGCUGCCUCAUUGGCGCCUACCUCAUCUACCGCCACGGCUUCACCGCCAACGAGGUCAUUGCCUUUAUGCGCUUCAUGCGACCCGGCAUGGUCGUCGGCCCCCAGCAGCACUGGCUCCACAUCAAGCAGGGCACCUUUCGCGAGUGGUGGAUCGAGGAGCGCGCCGAGGCCAAGAUUCGCCGCGAGCUCAUGGCCGCUGCCGCCGCCAACAACCCCGCCCCCAGCACCCCCAUCCGCGCCAUGCAAAGGCCUCGCUGCGCAACACCCAGACCUCGACGCCCCCAACCGGAGCGCCUCCAACCGCACCCCGCUGAGCGAGGAAGACUACCUCCCCGCCCCCACCCCGGCCAGCCCCGCAAGGCCGCCCGCACGGAUCGCCACCACCCUUACGGCCGCACCGCCUCCGCCUCCCACAACCACACCACCGUCGAGGAGGAGACGGGCAUCGAAGAGGAGACGGAAAUUGUCGCCGUCCACAGGACGUCCCACGGCGGCGCCGAGUCCGACGAGGAGAUUCACCUCCGCGUCCGAGCCCACCGCAAGGCCUCCCAGUCCCCCUCCGCCCGCUCCGUCAGCCACCAGACCACCACCACCACAACCACCACCUCGACAAAACACUACAGCCUCGUCAACGCCGACGACCCCUCCCAGGACGUCGAGAACGUCCGCGGUAGCCAGCGCCGAGACUCUCCCCUCCGGUCCCACGCCAGGGAACCCUCUGUGCCCUCUGCCGGCGUACGCAAGACGAGCGGUCGCAUGGGCAGCGUGAGCGCUCAACCUUCUGCCACGGCUCGCAAGGUCUCGGGCGGUGCCUAG